UCUGCGCAGUAGAUCUCAAGAUAACAUCGUGUUAUGUAUGUACCACGUCCGAAAUUGGUCAACGCGUUGUUUAGGCCUAGUCGCCGCCUACGCUUCGCUCAACUCUGUUGCUAUGUCUCAAAAUGAUUAAAUAACAUGUGCUCUCAACAGCAUGCUCAUUAAAGCGAUAUAAAAAAGCGUCGUAGUUAGAACAAUACGUAGAUAUGCGUUUAAGUGAUUGCGGUCUGUGAAAGUGCCACAUGGAGCUGUUACUGGCGCCUGUCGGGAGGCUGAUAGCAGUGCUGGACCAGGUGGAGAUGCGCGUGGAGCGUCUCCGACGAGACACAGUCCGCAUUGAGGAGGAACGAGAUUCCCUGCUCUCCACAUUGGACAGUGUCAAGCACUCGGAGCUGCUGGCAGAUGUCUCGGAAUGUGACAAAGACGACAUCUCGCGGUACGCGGAGCGUAUACUGGCGCGCGCGCAGACGGUGGAGGUGUGCGUGCGCACCGACCGCGACCCGCAGCAGGAGGAGGCUCUGCACCAGGUAAACAUGUACAUCGACCAGCUAGUGGUGUCCGUGCAGGAGGACGCGUGCACGGCGCACGCGCGCUGCCAGGCCUACAUGGCGGCGUGCUCCAGCGCCGCGGACUCCGCCGCCAGCGACAAGAACUUCGAGACCGCCAUCCUGGGCUGCACGCUCGACGACCAGAAGCGCGUCAAGAAACGCCUGCAGGGACUCAUGGACUACUUCGCUAAGAAAAACGUCACCUCGUGCUCGUGAGCUUGUUAUUGUAUAGUUGGCACUGCUGGAUAGCGGGUUUGGUUAAAA
Messenger RNA from Cydia amplana, 809 nucleotides. RefSeq names its product BAG family molecular chaperone regulator 2. Bases 240 to 761 code for a protein of 173 amino acids. NCBI's taxonomy places the organism in Eukaryota, Metazoa, Arthropoda, Insecta, Lepidoptera, Tortricidae. The record is from RefSeq and is a predicted model, not a curated record. The transcript is spliced from 4 exons. Gene Ontology annotation, biological process: protein stabilization. Gene Ontology annotation, molecular function: protein-folding chaperone binding; adenyl-nucleotide exchange factor activity.